AUGUCUUCGACAUCAGUUCCAAAGGAUGGCAAUCCAGCCGUACCAAAUCUGCCCUACUUCACUCCUCAGCAUGCUGCCGACCCAGGAGUUCCGUUUACGCCCUCUUCUGGCACUCCAACCCUCUUCACCCCUCUCAAGAUCCGGUCAAAAACACUGCGAAACCGAAUCAUUGUAGCGCCCAUGUGUCAGUACUCGACAGCGGCCAGCGGUCCAGACAUUGGCAAGCUCACCGACUACCACGUCGCCACGCUAGGACACUAUGCGCUGAAGGGCGCCGGAUUGGUCUUUAUCGAGGCGACCGGCGUACAGCCCAAUGGCCGCAUCACACCGAACUGUCCGGGACUUUGGAGUGAUGCUCAGACUGAAAGUGUAAAGCGCGUCUCAGAUUUUAUCAAGUCUCAGGGCGCUCUUUCCGGUAUCCAACUCGCACAUGCCGGUCGGAAGUCCAGCACUAUUCCUCCCUGGAUCGCCGCAAGCUUCAACAAGCCGUCGGUGCGCGCAUCCAAACAAGCAGGCGGGUGGCCAGAUGAUGUCGUUGGGCCUAUGGGUGGUCCCGAGAAUUCAUGGGAUGGGAAAGGCCUAGCUGAAGAUGGAGGAUUCUACCCUCCUCGGCAACUCACGAUCUCGGAUAUACAAGAGACCGUCUCUGCUUUUGCUCAGAGCGCCAGACGUGCAGUCGAGGCUGGGAUCGACGUAAUUGAAAUUCAUGCCGCUCAUGGAUACUUGAUCCACCAGUUCCUGAGUCCCAUCACGAAUCAACGCACCGACCAGUACGGCGGUAGCUUCGAAAACCGUACACGUCUGCUCGUCGAGGUCAUCGAAGCUGUGCGCGCUCAGAUACCGACAGAUAUGCCACUAUUUCUCCGGGUCAGCUCUACCGAAUGGAUGGAAGAGACAGACUUGGGCAAGAGAUACGGUAGCUGGGACGUUGAGAGCACCAUGCAAUUGUCGCGACAAUUGCCCGCGCUAGGAGUCGAUUUGCUCGAUGUGAGCAGUGGCGGCAAUCAUCCUCAGCAAAGGAUCAAUAUGUUCUCGUCGAAAGAUUAUCAGACCAAGAUUGCCAAUCAGAUCCGACAAAUGAUGAAAACUCAUCAGCUCAAGCUUCUGAUCGGCGCUGUUGGACUGAUCACGGAAGCAGAACAGGCCCGAGAUAUCGUCGAGGACGGACUUGACAAGAGCAUCGGCGAAGAGGCUACCGCGGCCAAGGAGAUGACUGAUACAAGCGGCGGUAAGGAGCCGAUGGCCGAUGUGAUUCUCGUCGCGAGACAGUUUAUGAGAGAGCCGGAAUGGGUCCUGAAGGUCGCCUGGAAGCUGGGCGUGGAUGUCGCUUGGCCCAGUCAAUUUCUGAGGGUGAGAUUUCCAAAGAUCUGA
Messenger RNA from Exophiala spinifera, 1371 nucleotides. RefSeq lists its product as uncharacterized. The record is from RefSeq and is a predicted model, not a curated record. Gene Ontology annotation, molecular function: NADPH dehydrogenase activity; NADP binding; FMN binding. Gene Ontology annotation, cellular component: intracellular anatomical structure. The transcript has a single exon. The coding region runs from base 1 to 1371 and encodes 456 amino acids. Lineage: Eukaryota; Fungi; Ascomycota; Eurotiomycetes; Chaetothyriales; Herpotrichiellaceae.